Messenger RNA from Ipomoea nil (Japanese morning glory), 1298 nucleotides. RefSeq names its product probable 2-oxoglutarate-dependent dioxygenase AOP1. Gene Ontology annotation, molecular function: dioxygenase activity. The transcript is spliced from 3 exons. The record is from RefSeq and is a predicted model, not a curated record. The coding region runs from base 32 to 979 and encodes 315 amino acids. Lineage: Eukaryota; Viridiplantae; Streptophyta; Magnoliopsida; Solanales; Convolvulaceae.
ACUUUUCAGAAUAUUAUCAAAAAUAUAUAUAAUGGGUUCCUUAACACCCCUCAAACUUCCUGUGAUUGAUUUCACUAAGGAAGACAUGAAACCCGGCACAGAUUCCUGGGUUGCAGCUCGUCGAGAAUCUGUGUCGGCCCUUGAAGAGUAUGGCUGCUUUGUAGCAUUGUACGAUAAAGUAUCAUCAGAAGUUCAUGAGAGGGUUUUCAAAGGUUUGGUGGAGCUGUUUGAUCUUCCUACGAAUGUUAAAGUUGAGAAUAAGUCCACAAAACCCUUGUAUGGCUACGUGGGACAAAUCCCAAUCGUUCCUCUUUAUGAGAGCAUGGGCAUUGAUCAUGCAAACACUCUUCAAGGAAUUCAGAGCUUCACAAAACUCAUGUGGCCUCAAGGGAAUGAUGAUUUCAGUGAGGCAAUGCUGGUGUACUCAAAAUUAGCAGCAGAGCUGGAAGAGAUGGUGGUGAGGAUGGUGUUUGAGAGCUAUGGCGUAGAGAAGUAUUAUGAAUCCCACGUUAAGUCUGCAUGUUAUCUGGCAAGGGUUAUGAAGUACAGAGAAGCCCAAGAGAAUGAACCCAAAUUAGGGUUUGUCUCCCACACAGACAAGAGUUUCAUGUCCACAAUUUAUCAGAAUUGUCAUAUCAAUGGCUUGGAGAUCAAGGCUAAAAAUGGUGAUGAUUGGUUUGGUGUUCACCUCUCUCCUUCUUCCAUUGUAGUCAUGGCUGGUGAUGCAAUUAUGGCAUGGAGCAACAACAGAAUAAAAUCUCCCCAUCACAGAGUGAUGAUGGAAGGGAAAGGUCCAAGAUACUCUAUUGCUCAGUUCUCCUUCAUGGAGAAAACCAUGAUUCAAACUCCCACAGAACUGGUUGAUGGUGAUCAUCCCUUGCAGUUUAAGCCGUUUGAUCACCUCCAUUAUCUCGACUUUUUCAGCAAAGAGGAGAAUCGCCGACUCCCUUGCGCUCUCAAAACUUAUUGCGGUGUUUAACCUGCUACAUUAUAGUUAUUCUCGACAAUAAAAUUCUUGUCUGAUCUAUAAAUAUGUCCAUUUCAAAGCAUUGAAACAUUUUGCAUGCAUGUGUGAAUAUGCAUGUAUGUGUAGUUGAAAUUUCUUAGAUAAGUUAGACUUAUAAUAAUUAGGUUUCACUUGUGGUUGUGGAACCAAAAUCGGGCCUAUUUAAAAAUGUUUUGUAUCGUGUCUUUUGUAGAACGUUAGAUAUUAUUUUAUAUGCGUAUAUGUUGUAAUGUUCCUUCUUAAUUGUAUGCCCGAUUAUUAAUGAAAUAAAAUGUUAUUUGCCAAUACUCAA